This is a messenger RNA of Entamoeba invadens IP1, 3252 nucleotides long. RefSeq lists its product as hypothetical. Lineage: Eukaryota; Evosea; Mastigamoebida; Endamoebidae. Bases 1 to 3252 code for a protein of 1083 amino acids. The record is from RefSeq and is a predicted model, not a curated record. The transcript has a single exon.
AUGACGGAGAUCAGAAGAAAGUAUUUGGACCGAUUUCAUAUGAUGGUAGUUUCAAGAUACUUUGAGUAUGAAAACGACUAUAUUAACAUCAUUCAAGUGUGCAAAAAGUAUGUGAAUUUGUUGGAACUCUUUAGGUACAACCCGAUUCCCGUCACAUCCACAAAGUUGUUUCCAAACAUUCAAACGCACUACUUAUACUUCUCUUAUGAAAAAAAGUUGGCUAAUGUUUCACUUGAAGUCAUUUGUUAUCCCGUGAGUGUCAAGAAGUAUCUGGAGUGUAAAAAAGAAGGUGUGAAGUGUUUGAAUGUCUGUGCGGAAGCAAUGGACGGACCACUUUUAUUUGAUGGAAGUAACACAGAAAUAGCCAAAGUGGUCUCUUCACUCUCAGAGAAGUGUUUCCAAGGAAAGAGAAUCAAGGCAGUCAUAUUGCCGAAUCAUAUCACUUCGCUUGGUAACAAUUGUUUCUCGGACUGCAAUGAAUUGAAAAGUGUGGUGCUUCCAAACACACUGACAACACUCCCAUUCAUGUGUUUUUCUUCGUGUCGACAGUUAAAAGAAAUCGAAAUCCCCUCAGGCGUCGUGUGGAUGGAAGCAACGUUUUUUGGGUGUAUGUCUUUGAGUCGGGUGACAUUCCCCGACACGUUAAAAAUGAUUGGGAAUCACACGUUCAAUUAUUGUGCAUUACUUGACAAAGUCACUUUACCGACUCGAUUGUGUCGCAUUGGUGUUUCGUGUUUUGAGAGAUGUGGUUCGCUCAAGAAGAUAGAAAUUCCAGAGAGAGUUGUUUCCAUAGAUAACAAAGCGUUUUGCAAUUGUGGACUGACUAGUGUUAAACUCCCGAGCAAUUUAAAAGAGAUUGGAUCGCGCUGUUUUUCUAAGUGUAAACGACUUCAGUCAUUUGAAAUCCCAAAGAGUGUGAUAUUAUUAGGGUUAUGUAUACUAGAGGGGUGCACUUCACUCACCAGUUUUAAGAGUGCUGUCGAUAAUAACGGCGAUCUUUAUUACGAAUUCUCAAAUUUUGAAAAGAAGAUCAUCCAGUCUUGCGAUAAAGAUAUCGGAUUUUAUAAUGUCAACUUCAUGCCAGGGUUGGGAGGCGAUAAAAUUGAAAUACCUUUGGGGCUCGAUUGUGGAAUUCUGGCGACUGAAAGUUUCAAAUCAAAUUUGACGCUUGAAAGUAUUUUCAUACCACAAAGCAUCGUUCACUUGGACGAAAAAUGCUUUUACGAAUGUCGAAAUUUGUCAUCGAUAGCUUUGGCUUCGUCGGUGACUGCAAUUGGAAGUGGCGCAUUUGGUUGCUGUGAUAAGCUUCAAAUAUUUGAUGCGCCACAGUGUUCGCUUCGAAUGCUCGAAAGUGAUGUUUUCAAAGAAUGCACAUCACUUAAAACCAUAGCCAUCCCGACGUCUGUCACUCGAAUUAAAGACUCGUGUUUUGAGGGAUGUGUCUCUUUACAGUCUAUAUUAAUUCCACCUCUUGUCAAGAAAAUUGGACGCAACUGUUUUUGUGGUUGCGACAAACUUGAAAGAAUUGAAUUUAAAAGUUGUGUUGCGAUAAAAACCGGGACUUUUGAAGGAUGCACGGCAUUAACGAGGGUUGAUGCACCCUUUAAAUACAACAAAGAGGUGACUACGUAUGCGGACAAACAGUUAUUAGAACGGUUUGAUAUCAAAUGCGACAAUGUUGUGUUUACAAAGGACGACUUUUUGCGAUAUAACCCGCAACCGAAUACGUAUCACUUCCCAACAGACUGCGACAUGGAAAUUGAUGCUGGUAUAUUUGAAGCAAAAGCUCUCACUGCAUUUGUAUUUCCGGAGAAUAUCACAGGAGUUGAUGGAGAGAUGUUCAAAGACUGUUUACAACUGACACGAGUUGUAUUUCCAUCGAGGCUUGAAAAUAUGAAGCGAUGUCAAUUCAAGAAUGUGCCACAAUUAAAAGAAAUUGUGAUGCCGCACAUCCCAACGAAACUGUUUUAUUCGUGUUUUGAAGAAUGCACGGCUUUGACAUUGUUUGACUGUGGUACACAAGUCUUUACAAGUAAAGUCUCGUUGACGACUCGGAACAUUUUGGCGCAAUGCGGAGUCAAAUGCACACACCUGUGUUACACUCAGCGAGACUCAAAUACAAUGGGAAAGUUCUUUUCAAGUGAUGAACCUUUCAAUGUGAAGUCGUUUGAUAAUUACACAUUUGAUUUUGGUCUGACAACGUGCGACAUCCCAACAACAAUUACUUCAAUUGAGAAUAACGCGUUUUUGAUGGCUUUUGGAUUGGAACAUGUCACCCUUCCUUCAACAAUUUUAAAGAUCGGGAGAACUGCUUUUAUCGAGUGUCAAAACCUCAAAGAAAUUGUGUUUCCUCCAGGCUUGAAGAAAAUACCAAAUAAAGUGUGUAUGGCGUGUUUUUCAUUAUCAAAAGUGGUGUUUCCCGAUGUCUGCACCAAAAUUGGAUCAACUGCUUUUUACUCGUGUCCUUCACUCACAGAAGUUACUAUACCAAAAAGCGUCGUAAAAAUCAAAGGCUCGUGCUUUAAUCGAUGUACCAAUUUGGAGAAAAUCACAUUUGAAGGAGACAAGAUCCAAAAAUUUGGAUUCAAUCUGUUUUACAAAUGUUUUUCAUUGAAAGAGAUUGCAAUACCCCCAUUAGUCACUUCUAUUCAGCCAUUUUGCUUUUUCAAGUGCGAAAAAUUGAAAGAAAUUGCGAUACCAUCGACUGUCACAAGAAUCGGAUUUGUUGCGUUUAAGAGGUGUUAUUCACUCACGAAGGUUGUUAUUCAAAAUGGCACUCUGGAGCUCGGGAAAGAGUGUUUUUCGUAUUGCACUUCAUUGGCUUCAAUUUCACUUCCAGACACUAUCACAAAUAUCGAAGGCGGGACUUUUUUGGGGUGCAAAACACUCACUUCUCUCACAAUACCAAAGGAUAUCACAAAGCUCGAAAUUGGGUUUGUCGAAGAAUGCAAUGCACUCCAACAAAUUUAUAAAGGAGAUAAAAGACUGAAAUCCUAUGAAUUCACUACUGGGUAUAACCAGUCCCUUGUUAUGAACAAAAAUGCUAUUAAAACACCACACGUGGUUUAUUCGUCGAAGGAUGUUGUUAUUGAGGAGGGUAGUAUUGUUGUACCAAACAGUAUUACGGAGAUUGGAGACAACUGUUUUAGGCCUUUCGAUAAAAUCAAGUCGAUCACCUUGUCGCGAAAUGUGAAGAUUGUUGGAAAGAACUCGUUUGGACAGGUUGGGGAAAGUCAAAUUCAUUACAUAUAA